AUGCGUACGCCGAUUAUUGAGGGAGUUGCCGAAAAAAUGCAAGCUGUUUGGACCAAUCAUACUGAUGAUGAAGCCAAAGCACGAUGGGGUGAGGUCUACUUUUCAGACUGGCUUGUCGAAGGAACAAAAAUGGCGACACAAACAGCUGAUAAUCCAAUGAAAGUAAAAAUUGAUUUUUGUUCAACUCUACAACGAACAACGAAUCAAUUACGUGGUGAUAAAUCAUCAUUAGAACGAAAAUUACAAGAUGCUCAAACAGAAUUAAAAGCUAUGAAUGAUAAUAAUAAACAAAUUCGAUCAUCUUCUAUUCAUAAAUCUUCAUCUAAUCAUAUUGAUGACGAUGAUGAUGAUAAUAAUAAUUCAAAUAUUGAACAAACUCAAAGCAAUAAUAAAUAUACAUUUGAUGAUGAUCAUGAUAAUGAUGAUGAUGAUGAAGGAUUAAGUGAUACAGAUAGUGAUGUUAUACAAAUGAAACAAACAUUAAACGAAUAUAAAUAUAUUUCUUCUCUUUCAAAACCAAAUAUUUCUAUGAAUAAUAUUAAUGAAAAAAAAAAUUCUAAAUCUUUGACUGUUAAUUUAACUAAUUUACCAAAUAAUGAUGUUAGUUCAGUUAUACGAAAUAUUUCAUUUGAAAGAAGAUCAAAUCAAUCAUUAAUUGAUUCUGGACAAUGGACAAAUACAAUGUUAUCAACAAUUGGUAAUAAUACAUAUCCAUUAGGUAUGCAAAAUUUACAUCAUUAUCAACCUUCAAUAUCAAAAGCUAAUUAUUGGCAAUCACAACCAAGUCUUAUUACAAGAGAAUCUGUUAUAAAAGCAGCACGUGAUGUCCUUCCUCCUGGUGUUAUUGAUCGUUUAUAUUCAAAAAAACAUUGA
Messenger RNA from Rotaria sp. Silwood2, 873 nucleotides. The record is from the annotation of a GenBank genome assembly. NCBI's taxonomy places the organism in Eukaryota, Metazoa, Rotifera, Eurotatoria, Philodinida, Philodinidae.